AUGGCGGCGGCCGCGGCGGAGCCCCGGAUUCCCGAAUUUUGGGGUCCCCCCAAAUUUGGGGUUUGCCAGGUGAUCCAGUACCAGACCGUGCGCUACGACGUGCUGCCCCUGUCCCCCAUCUCCAGGAACCGCCUGAACCAGGUGAAGAGGAAGAUCCUGGUGCUGGACCUGGACGAGACCCUGAUCCACUCCCACCACGACGGCGUCCUGAGGCCCACGGUGCGGCCCGGGACCCCCCCCGACUUCAUCCUCAAGGUGGUGAUCGACAAACACCCCGUGAGGUUCUUCGUGCACAAACGGCCCCACGUGGAUUUCUUCCUGGAGGUGGUGAGCCAGUGGUACGAGCUGGUGGUGUUCAUGGCCCCAUGGGACAGCCUCAACCACCGCUACUACCGACAGCACUGCACGCUGGAGCUGGGCAGUUACAUCAAGGACCUGUCGGUGGUGCACAGCGACCUGUCCAGCAUCGUCAUCCUGGACAACUCCCCCGGCGCCUACCGCAGCCACCCAGGUACCCAAAAAGUGCCAAAAUAGCCC
This is a messenger RNA of Passer montanus (Eurasian tree sparrow), 537 nucleotides long. It is a transcript of the gene CTDNEP1, whose product is annotated as CTD nuclear envelope phosphatase 1. Bases 1 to 534 code for a protein of 177 amino acids. The record is from RefSeq and is a predicted model, not a curated record. The transcript has 7 exons. Gene Ontology annotation, molecular function: protein serine/threonine phosphatase activity. Lineage: Eukaryota; Metazoa; Chordata; Aves; Passeriformes; Passeridae.